Molecule: messenger RNA, 2370 nt
Organism: Physella acuta
Lineage: Eukaryota; Metazoa; Mollusca; Gastropoda; Physidae
Product: tumor necrosis factor receptor superfamily member 10C
Molecular function (GO): protein binding
Source: RefSeq, a predicted model, not a curated record
AACACACGCAGGAGUAGACAGCUGUUGCAGCCCACAAACUGACAUGACGAGUUUGGUAUCCGAGGUUAUCAUUGCCGUUCUCAUCUUGGCACACAUCCUGCAUGUCUCGGAGGGUCUGUGUGACCCGGAUAUCCCCUCCCGACCUGUACCUGACGUCACAGGAGCGCAGGCGACUCGGACAUGCACUGCUGGACAGGAAGUCCAGGGGGGUGGAUGUCAGCCCUGCCCCGCUGGGAGGUUUAUGACUAGCGGGAUGAGUGAGAGGCAGUACGGUCAGUGUAUAGCGUGCUUGGUGCCAGGUAAGGAUGAGGUUGCCUACGAGGCGUGUACUGCGACACGUGACACCCACGUGACCUGCAAGUCUGGCAAGUUCCGGUCCAGAAGCGCCGACCAGGUGUGUCAGUCAACCUGCGUCACGUGCAGCGUCUGUGGGCUGGGGGUCAACCUGGGCCUCAACUACGAGAAAGGUCAAUGUGAAGGUUACAACAACACCGUCUGUUGCAAUAGUGACGAGAUGGUGCUGGUGGGGGGUGUCUGCGUACACCCCAGUUCUGUGACACCAUCCACGGUCACCGUGAGCACAGAAGGUGUUACAGAGGGGACGACUAACACAACACCACCAAAAAAUGGAUGCUGUACCUGUACACCCCAUUACCUGGUAUUUGUUUGUAAUUUAGUUUUGUUUAUUAUUUUUAUGACCAGAUCAUAUGUACCGUAAAAUAAGUUCUGUGGAUUAUAUUAUUACAAGACACAUACUUAAAUUAAUUAGUUGGAAACGUACCGGCUAAAUAUAACUCUCUAAGAUUUUUGUCAAAAAUAGAAGCAAAGCUAUUAUUAGUCUGCUCUUAUACCUAACUUAAUUAGAUAAUUUAAAUGCGACUGCUAAAACAGGUACAAAAAGAAAAAAAUUGCAAACACUAAAUUUACCUGUGGAUUACUAGUUUUAACACCAGAUUUAUAAUUGUCUGUAUAACUAAUAUCUAUUCUGAUAUUUUUGGGAAAAAAAACAUCUACCAAAACAUUAUCACUUAAUGACUUUGUUGCCAUAAAUUUAACCAAUUAGAAAUCUCUAUCUUUAAUUACAGUCUUUUUUAAACCGUAACACACGUUUCUUAUCGUACCGCUAUUGUAUACAUUCCUUAAACCAGUGGUUCCCAAACUUUUGCAAGUGGCAACCCCCUUUUAUAAAAAGUAAGUGACCCGCGACCCCCAUAGAAUUAAAAAGUCGAAAUUAGUAAGGAAAUUAAAAAGCACUAAAAUACAAUUUUCUAGUAGAUUUUCAAUAUAUUCUUGAUGACUGUUUUAAUACGAUGAGUAAAAUUGCAUGCUAUCCUCAAUAGUCACGGUUGAGGUUUUGUAAACACUUCCUCAUGUCAUUCUCAACCUUAUUUAUUUCUUUGUUGUAUUUUUUAACUGGAGAAAAGUUGAAAACAAUUUCUUCUCGCAAAGAUAUCUUGACACAAAAGGGAAUAAAACUCGAAAGGCAAUCAAUUUCACGUUUGGGUAUGAAUGGUGCAUACUACACCAACAUUGUGUGGACAGUUUUUCAUUAAUAUUCGUUCAUUAUCUCUGAAGCUUCAGGUUAAGCUUAUGUUGAUGUACGAAUAUAUCUGCUAGGUAUGAUACUCUCUCCAACCACUCUUUGUCCUUUAAGUGUAUCAAAUGGUAUUUUUUUCCUUGCACUUCCAUGAACAACAUUUCCUUUUGACAGCCAGAGUACUGCAGUGUAGAAAAGCAGAACCAUGUGAUUUCUAUUCAUGUCUUUGUACAGUUCUUUAAACAGGCGAAUGGUUAGGGCUCCAGAUUUAAUAUAAUUUACAACUUUUAUUAGCAACGGAGUCGAAAGAAUCUUGCUGGCGAGAGCAUACCGGUGAAUCAUGCAGUGGAUUCCCCUUGGUUAGGGAGCUAAAUCUUUUACUGUUUUCUGAAAGCCCGAUCUUCACCCAAACAUAGAUGGCGCACCAUCCGUACAAAGCCCACAGCCGUAAUCCCAUUUUAAUCAUCCAGUUUCAAAAAUGUAUUUAUUUUUUUCUAAGAUAUCUUCACAAAAUAGCAACUCUUCUUUUCGAUCAUCUGAAAAAAUAUAUUUCACAAAGACAAGCACACGAUCUCACAUCUGUUGAUUUAUCAACUUGAAAAGCAAACAAUGGUGAAAGCUUGAUUUCAUUCAAAAUUUGUUCUUUAACAUCUACGGACUUAACUGCUAUAAGCCGCUGAAUAGCAUUAUUAGACAGAGAUAUUUGUUGCAUCUUUACUGCACUGGAAUCCCCAAUAAUUAAUUUCACCACCUUCAACAUUCAGGGUUUGGUGAGAUUUUCUACUUUUUUUUUGCUUAGCAAUUUCUAUUGUGACUUCGUAUGAUGCUUGCAC